Molecule: messenger RNA, 5521 nt
Organism: Dama dama (fallow deer)
Lineage: Eukaryota; Metazoa; Chordata; Mammalia; Artiodactyla; Cervidae
Gene: MARCHF8
Product: membrane associated ring-CH-type finger 8
Exons: 7
Coding region: 1237-2106 (289 amino acids)
Biological process (GO): immune response; protein polyubiquitination; antigen processing and presentation of peptide antigen via MHC class II
Cellular component (GO): early endosome membrane; late endosome membrane; cytoplasm
Molecular function (GO): zinc ion binding; ubiquitin protein ligase activity; MHC protein binding
Source: RefSeq, a predicted model, not a curated record
UGUAAGGUAACUUUAGUGAAAUUAAAGUCCUCAUGCCUGGAUUGUCAGGCAUAGUGCAAAGGUUUAACUAUUGCUCUUAAUUAAGCAUGACUUGAAUUGUUAUAAAAUGAUUCUUGGAAAUUAUGUGAAGAAAAUAGUAUGAGUAAUACCUGCUUUAUGCUUUUCGUAUGAACCUUCACAUGCAAAGUGGCAUGGUUUAUUUUGUAGGUUGGUUUUUUAAAUUAUCAUUUUUUAUCCUAAGUAUGUCUGGCAUAGGACAGGGAUGCUUCAGGCAAGCUUUCAGGUAUAGUAUCUGGAGUAGGGGUGUAUAACAGAAGAGUAACUUAUGUGGCUGUAACGAGGGAGGUCCUGUAAAACUUUGCAAUAAAAUUUAAAAUACUCUCAGUUUGUGUUUCUGUGGCAUAAAUAGUCUUCCCAAGCUUGACAUGGUCAGGUACCAAUGAUGUAAUAAUGAUGAUUAUACCAGAUGCACCAAAGGCUACUCUUGGUAUGCCAUGUGGUGGGACUCCAGGCAUGGUUAGUUUGAGUAAUUGUUCUGAGGCCACAUGGAGUUUGUCAUCUCUCACAGAGGAAUUUGAUUCAUUAGUGUAAGACAUCGCAGCAGUAGGUCAGUGCCUCUUGUCUUAUGUAAUGUGAAUACAUGUAUUCAGACCACUUGUUUGAGCACAGUGCUCUAUCUUGGGUCAGCCUCAUACAAAGCCUUGAAAUAGAGUAUGUGAUGUAUAAUGUCUAGACUUUAACAUUUUAUAUAUUAUUGAAUAUAAUAAUAUCUAGACACAGGUGAAGAAUCUGCCAGCAAUGCUGGAGACCCGGCUUCAAUCCCUGGGUUGGGAAGAUCCCCUGGAAAAGGGAAUAGGCUACCCACUCCAGUAUUUUUGCCUGGAGAAUCCCAUGGACAGAGGAGCCUGGCAGGUUAAAAUCCAUGGGGUUUCAAAGAGUCAGACACUACUGAACAACUUUCACUUUCACUUUUUUCAAUAUUACUGACUCUCUUUUCCUGUUCUGUUGGCUAUCAGUGAUUACUUGUAACUUAUUAAACUAGGCUCUUUAAAAGCAGGAUUUUCUUUUGGCUUGUCUUCUCACGUGUGUUGAGUCUCUCUGGCUUCUUGUUCCUUCCUGUUGCUGGUUGAUCAGAGUCCUGUGGAAGAAAUCAAUUCUCUUGAAGUCCAUGGCCCAAAAUGACUCUACCACUGGAGACUUUCUUCCGUAAAGAGGAAGAUCAGACAGGAGGCUGGGAUGAACAUGCCACUGCAUCAGAUCUCUGCCAUUCCAUCCCAGGAUGCCACUUCUGCUAGAGUCUACAGAAGUAAAACCAAAGAAAAGGAGAGGGAAGAACAGAAUGAGAAGACUUUGGGACAUUCCAUGAGUCAUUCAAGCAACAUUUCUAAGGCUGGGGGCUCCUCGGUGGCGUCGGCUCCAGUGUCCUCCUUCGCUCGCACUUCCGUCACGCCCUCCAAUCAGGACAUCUGCAGGAUCUGUCACUGUGAAGGGGAUGACGAGAGCCCUCUGAUCACGCCCUGCCACUGCACAGGGAGCCUCCACUUCGUGCACCAGACCUGCCUGCAGCAGUGGAUCAAGAGCUCUGACACGCGCUGCUGUGAGCUCUGCAAGUACGAGUUCAUCAUGGAGACCAAGCUGAAGCCGCUGAGGAAAUGGGAGAAGCUGCAGAUGACGUCCAGCGAGCGCAGGAAGAUCAUGUGCUCCGUGACCUUCCACGUCAUCGCCAUCACCUGUGUGGUCUGGUCCUUGUAUGUGCUCAUAGACCGCACCGCCGAGGAGAUCAGGCAGGGUCAGGCAACAGGAAUCCUAGAGUGGCCCUUUUGGACUAAGUUGGUGGUUGUUGCCAUUGGCUUUACUGGUGGACUUCUUUUCAUGUACGUUCAGUGCAAAGUGUACAUACAGUUAUGGAGGAGACUCAAGGCUUAUAACAGAGUAAUCUAUGUCCAAAACUGUCCAGAAACAAGCAAAAGGAAUAUUUUUGAAAAAUCUGCACUAACAGAGCCCAGCUUUGAAAAUAAAGACGGACGUGGAGUCUGUCAUUCCGAUACAAACUCUUCUUGUUGCACAGAACCUGAAGACACUGGAGCGGAGAUCAUUCACGUCUGAUGGCGUGGAGGUUGUGUUCUCUUGGACCGCUGAGAACAGCCGAAGGAAAUUGUUUACUGCCAAUUGUAUACAUUUUCUUAUGUCCUUGAAUAGCAUAGACUGGGCAGGUGACUAUUUUUAAUGGCUUCUCUUUUUUCUAAACCCUCCUUAGUGACUCUCCUGGAAAACCCUCACGUCAGCUGUGCCUGGCUGGGUUCUGCUUCUGCCAGCGAGUCUACAGGAAGGGAGGGUGGACGAGCCUGUGACACCACGAUGGGGUGCUGGCUGGGUUCUGGCUCGUAGUCUUGCGCAGAAUGAGAGAACAAGAUGCCAAACCUGAGGGAAGAAGAGGAGCAGGUGGUGCCUGGGCCCUGCCACGCCUCUUCAGGUGGGCAGGUCCCCGCCUCCUGCCCGCUCGGUGAACUGUUGGGAAGGACCAGCCUUGGGGAGAGGCUUCUCCACCACUAGUCAGGGUCCGGGGAGGCUGCCACUGACAGUCCCCGAGCAGACGGGCCGUGGUGCUCUGUGCGUGGUGGUGAGUGAUUCACUAAGCAAAGCAAAGCACUUUACAAAAAGAGAAUCUUUAUUUUGUAAUACGUGUGUCACGUGGGGUUGACAUUUGAAAGAACGUCUCAUUUAGAAACCUUCCUUUCAUGACCCUGAUUAUCUCCUUCACAUUAUAAUAGAUCUGAAACCCUUUUUGCCUUAUAUAUGCUAAGAAAUGUGACUUCCACUCUGUGUCCAUAAAAGGGACUUGUAAAGCAGAACAAACAGGUCGGAGGCAUUUUUCAUAACAUUUUGUGGGGAUGACUGGAUGGUAAAUGGCAGUUGGAGCGUAAUUCCUGUGGUUUUGAGCCUGUUUUAUGACAAGUCUUCAUGUCAUCUGGCUGCCCUAAACGUUUCUUUUUUUGUCAGUCCUAAAGAAGAAGGGUUCAUGAGAUCUAAAUGAAAGGAAGUGAGGCAUCAGAACAAAAUGGAAUAUUUAAAAACUAUUCCUUUACAGACAGACCUCUCCAGUUUGUGCUGACUUCACACUGAAGGAGUAGGCGUGUAUCGCCCAGCUGGGGCACACGCUGAAGGUACUCUCAGGGGCCCCUGCUCCUGGCACCUUCUGUGGGUCGCUGCCCAGAGCAGAGAGGCAGAUGGGCUGUCUCUGGGCUGAGGGCCAGGAGUGAGCAGCAGACUGCCACGGUCCACCGUGUCCCUGCUCCCAGCCACACCCCUGCCCAUUUGUCGCCUUAACUGGACUGAACCCCUGGCCCUGCUUUCAGUCCAUUCUGUCAUCAGGGAUUAUCUCCUGUACCAUUUUUUCAUAAAACCAAAAUCACUACCAUCAAAUGGCCUUUGUACCUUUAAAAAGGUCUGCUUAAAAUUCUAUUUUUAAAGACCAGUUUCAUCAUACCAGGCAAAAGAGAGUCAACUCCAGAAAAAUAGCCCAGGGAGUUCUGCAGUGUGAGAUGAGUGUGCCCAGGCACUUACUCUCCAGGCAGCUCUCUGGAUGUCUUGGGUGGGAGGCCCUGGGGUCCUGCCCUCCAUCCUCUGAGCCUCAGGUGUUUCAUCCAACCUGUUAGAGUAGGAAGCAAACAGAAGAUGAUUCCUUUGCAUUUCAGUGUGGAAGCCCUAUGGUUUGUUUUGAAAGCCAGGAGGUUCUUAAGCCCUUGGGGGAGGGCUUUGCCCUGCCAUGGCUUCUCUGGCCUGGCAGGUGCUAUCCAGCCAUAGCCCACCCCUGGAAAUAGGUCAGCUCGUCCUCUCCAUCUCCAAGGCCACAUCCAGCGCGUGCCUGAGCUCACUGUGCCCCAAAGUGCAAUUACCUACGCCCCUUUUCCCAGCCUGGGGACACCAAAUAGCUACAGACAGUCCGCUCAGGAGAGCCACAUCCCAGGUCUGCCUUGCCAGUGCCCUUUAGGAACUGCCCGGGCAAGGCCCCUUGUCCCUCUUGACGGCAGGUGAGUCAUCAGGGGAUACUGAGAGAGAUUUCUAAGUGGGCACCAUUCCCCUUCUCCCCAGUGGCGCUUCUUGUGCUGCCCCUGAAAAGCACUGAGACUUCUGAUAGAGAGGAGAGUGUGCUCAGGUGGGGAUGGCCCUGGGACAGCCCAGCCAGUGUGGCUGGCGCCCCACCUGUGGCAGAGGUGACUUCAUAACCAGCCCUGUUGUGUUGCUCCCAUGGCCCACCCAGGCUCUCACGGGACGCUCUCUCACACCAUCUCGUCACCUUCAGCCAAGCUCCUAAAAGCCUCUGCCUGUGGGUGGUCUGCCCCGUGUCCUCCUCUUCUUUCCUAGGAUGGCACACACACAGCUACCGCAUUGCCUUCUUCUGUCUUUGCGGGUUCUGCUGACCACCUCUGACCCCCAACUUAGUCCCAGCACUAACCCCCCGCCCCCCAGCCGCAGGGACUGAGUGACGUGCGAGGCCCUGGUGAAGUGGCGCUGUGCUGCUGCCGAGUGGGGGCUGUGGCUGUGCCAGGCGUUCCUUUAGUCUGUCAGCUUGCCCUCUAGGUUCCUGGAAGAGUUAAUCAUUCCCCAUUUCCUCAUCGUUUUGCACCUGACUGAACAAAUUACAGAAACGUGGGGUGAGCUUGCAGGUCUCAGGGCCUGGAGGGCUGGUAAUCUGAAGGCCAGGCGAAGGGGAGAGGGAAGCAGCCUGGGGUGUCGCCAGCCAACCAUCUCUGACUCGGCCUCUGCUUCCCCUCAAACUGUAGUUCCACUGAAGCACUUUUGUGCCUGAGUUUAAAAUUUUACUGAAAAUUAUAAAAGAUCUCUUCAUCCUCCAGACCUGUACUGUCUCUUGCUUUUUUUUUUUUUUUUGCUUCGGUCCACUCUUUUCAACCUUACGGGUCCAGUUUCAAAUCCUGCAGGUGUCCCCUAACCAGGCUACAGACAGACAGACAGGCCCCGGGCAGUUGGAGGGGUCCGAAAGCCUCGUGUAGAGCUGCCCCCCUGACUGGUGGUCGGCCCUGGAGCCAGAGGAUGAUAGGGCACACAGGAUAAAGAUCCACGAUGGUGUGGAUUUGGCCUGACGCAAACCACUUUUAAGAUACUUUCCCUCUUGGAUCUGAUUUGAAGUUUGCAGCUUCUAUCUCUAGCCCAAGGAAAGACUGAAACAUAGGGAAACAAAUGCAUUUGUCUUUGUUUUGACAGUAAUGAAAUUGUGCAACUCAUCACCUAUUUAGAGGCAGUGUUUAUAGGAUGUUGAUUGUUAAUAAAGACCAAAUUUACACUGGCAUGUGUGUGGUAGUUUCUAACAGGCACUUCACACUUGAAGUUUUUCUCAACUUAGAAACUUUCUAGUUAUCUAAAUGUCUAGUUUUGUAUCAUUUUGUGUAUGUUCACUGUUUCUCAGUAUUACUGCUUGAAUAAUUCUCUGUAUGGGUGGGGGGGUGUUUGUACUAUACACGGAGUGUCUAAGUGCAGCAAUAAAGCAUUUCUUUAAAAAGGA